Oncorhynchus masou masou (cherry salmon) is the source of this 783-nucleotide messenger RNA. Its product is annotated as poly(A) polymerase gamma-like. The transcript has 7 exons. The coding region runs from base 136 to 774 and encodes 212 amino acids. Lineage: Eukaryota; Metazoa; Chordata; Actinopteri; Salmoniformes; Salmonidae. The record is from RefSeq and is a predicted model, not a curated record. Gene Ontology annotation, cellular component: nucleus. Gene Ontology annotation, molecular function: poly(A) RNA polymerase activity.
CAGAGACGGCUUGAGCGCCAUAUUGGAGUGUAACUAACUAGCUAUUGUUAUAAAUAGGGUCGGGGCUGCUGCUGGCUGAGUUUACAUGUUUUCUACAAGUUUGUUCUAAGGAAAAGAGAAAGUUAUCGGUGGGUCAUGAAAGAAAUGUCAGCGAACAGUAACAGUAUGCAUGGCGGGCAGCAGCCUCAGAAACACUAUGGCAUUACCUCAUCCAUUAGCAUGGCCUUCCCCAGGGAGGUGGACCAUCAGUACACACACAAGCUCAGCGAGGCCAUGAAACCCUUUGGGGUGUUUGAGGAUGAGGACGAACUCAACCACAGACUCGCAGUUCUUGGGAAGUUGAAUACAUUUGUCAAGGAAUGGAUUGCCGAGAUCAGUGAAACGAAGAACCUCCCACCAUCGGCGAUAACCAAUGUGGGGGGAAAGAUCUUCACCUUUGGGUCUUACCGGCUUGGAGUUCACACUAAAGGGGCGGAUAUUGAUGCCUUGUGUGUAUCGCCGCGACACGUGGAGAGGACAGACUUCUUCGACUCAUUCUUUGCAAAGCUCAAACUGCACGAAGAGAUCAAAGACCUACGGGCGGUGGAGGAUGCCUUUGUACCUGUGAUCAAAUUUAAGUUUGACGGCAUCGAGAUUGACCUGCUGUUUGCGCGGCUGGCUCUGCAGUCCAUCCCAGAUAACCUGGAUCUGAGAGGAGACUCCCACCUGAGGAACCUGGACAUCCGCUGUAUCCGCAGCCUCAAUGGUACUGAUGCUCUCUUCCUGUGGUGCUAAUGCUCUCUU